Molecule: messenger RNA, 2382 nt
Organism: Prunus dulcis (almond)
Lineage: Eukaryota; Viridiplantae; Streptophyta; Magnoliopsida; Rosales; Rosaceae
Product: protein ACTIVITY OF BC1 COMPLEX KINASE 1, chloroplastic
Exons: 14
Coding region: 107-2158 (683 amino acids)
Biological process (GO): protein phosphorylation
Molecular function (GO): ATP binding; protein kinase activity
Source: RefSeq, a predicted model, not a curated record
UCACUUGCUCACUUCCUCUUCGCCCCUUUCCCUUAACCACCAAAAAUCAUCCCCUUCUCCCACCACCUUCUUUCUCUCUCUCACUUCCACUGGGAAAGCAGGAGCCAUGGACUUCCUGUGCGUAAAUUGCACAAGCACAGCUCCAUCUCCUACCAAGCACCUAAGCUCGAGAGCUCACGCUGUUCCAAGCCACAGAUUAAAUGCGCCGUUGCAAGCUCCGACGUCGUUUAAGUACAGGCUUCGAAUACGGAGAGGCAAGAGACCGUUGCAAUUCCGAGUUUCGAACGUUGCGUCGUCCGCAAUCGAAAAGCGGAGGAGCUUGGGGAGCGGCGGUGAGAGCAGGUUGGGGCCAUCGAACAAGCCUAGCGCCGCCAUGGAGCAGCUCGACUUCGAACGUGGCGUUUGCGUGCCGUUCCGCAAGUACACACCCGAAAAUGUGAGGAAUAAGGUGUUGGAAUCCAGAGGGGCAAUUGUGUCUCUAAUUUCGCGAGGCGUGGAGAUUGUGUGGAGUUUGGGAUUGUACUGGUCUGCCUUGACGUAUGACUGCUUCGUCGGAAGGGAUGAAGAAGUUGUUCCAUUUCGUGCUCGGCAACUUAGAAACCUCCUGUGUGAUUUGGGGCCUUCUUUCAUCAAAGCCGGCCAGGUUCUUGCAAACAGACCUGAUAUUAUCAGAGAAGAUUAUAUGAAUGAACUGUGCAUUCUUCAAGAUGACGUUCCUUCCUUCCCCAAUCAGGUUGCCUUCAAUAUAAUAGAAGAGGAAUUGGGUCGACCCCUAGAAGCUGUUUUCAGUAACAUUUCGUCUCGGACGAUAGCAGCUGCCAGUUUAGGUCAAGUUUACCGAGCUACGUUACGUGAUUCUGGAGAGGAAGUUGCUAUUAAGGUCCAAAGGCCGGAGAUAGAACCUAUAAUUUACCGGGAUCUUUUUCUAUUCCGUACUCUUGCUUCAUUCUUGAAUGGCAUCAGUCUACAGAAACUGGGGUGCAAUGCUGAGCUGAUUGUUGAUGAAUUUGGUGAGAAGCUUUUGGAGGAGCUUGAUUACACUUUGGAAGCCCGCAACAUUGAAGAUUUUAUUGUGAACUUCAAAGGUGAUCCUACGGUUAAAAUUCCUAGGGUUUACAAGCAACUUUGUGGUCCACGUGUUCUAGUGAUGGAGUGGAUUGAUGGUAUUCGGUGCACUAACCCACAGGCUGUUAAAGAUGCUGGUAUUGACGUAAAUGGGUUCUUAACGGUUGGAGUCAGUGCUGCAUUGCGGCAAUUGCUAGAAUUUGGGUUGUUCCAUGGAGAUCCACAUCCUGGAAAUAUUUUUGCCAUGCAAGAUGGACGUAUUGCAUACGUGGACUUCGGGAACGUAGCUGUUCUUAGUCAGCAAAAUAAACAAAUUUUGAUCGAUGCUGUUGUCCAUGCUGUAAAUGAGGACUAUGUUGAGAUGGCAAAUGAUUUCACUCGACUUGGCUUCUUGGCUCCUGGGACUGAUGUCUCUCCUAUUGUUCCAGCUUUAGAAUCGAUAUGGCAGAACUCUGUUGGAAAAGGACUGUCUGACUUUAAUUUUCGAAGUGUUACUGGGAAGUUUAACCAAUUAGUCUACAACUAUCCCAUCCGUAUCCCAGAAAGGUUUUCGCUUGUUAUCCGUUCUUUAUUGACUCAAGAGGGCAUCUGUUUUACUUUGCAGCCAGACUUCAAAUUUCUUGAGGUUGCCUAUCCAUAUGUGGCAAAGCGCCUCCUAACGGAUCCAAACCCAGCUCUACGUGAACGCCUCAUACAGGUACUAUUUAAAGAUGGUGUUUUCCAAUGGAAGCGGCUAGAAAACCUCAUAGUUCUUGCCAAAGAAAACGUGACCAAAUUGAGCAGCAACCCUGCAUUCCAAGCAAAAGACAUACAAGGGUCAAGAGACUUGCAAGUCAGUAGGAAACUGGACCUCACUGACACCAUAAAAGAUGGAGCUCGCCUUUUCAUUUUCGACGAAGGAAUUCGUAGAAAGCUCAUUCUUGCUUUGACAGAAGAUUCAAAGCUUCACAUUCAAGAGCUUGUGGAUGUAUAUAGACUGGUUGAGGAUCAGAUAGACGUACCGUCAGUUGCUGUGGAAGUAGCGCGAGAUUUUCCAACCGUUGUGCGAGAUCUGAUGCUUUCAUGGAGUGAGUCUGUGUUAGCUGAUAGGUAGACCAAAGUUUUUUGGAGUUAGCCGCAAAACAUGACAAAGUUUUACCACCUAACGAGUAUAUUAUACGACACGAAUCUUACACCGUUUUAUUGGACGACAGCCUGUUGAGUCAAGUUGUAAAUUGCCUUGCAAAUGUUGUAUAUGAAAAACGUGCACCGCUGCAUCUGUAUAGAAACAUUAUUUGGUAUAGAUAUCUGCAAACCAGUUGCAGUUUUUGGGGCAAA